Cricetulus griseus (Chinese hamster) is the source of this 1353-nucleotide messenger RNA. The record is from RefSeq and is a predicted model, not a curated record. Lineage: Eukaryota; Metazoa; Chordata; Mammalia; Rodentia; Cricetidae.
AUGUUGUGGAAAAUAACAGAUAAUGUCAAGUAUGAAGAGGAUUGUGAGGAUCGCCACGACGCGAGCAGCAAUGGGAACCCGCGCAUCCCCCACCUCUCCUCGGCCGGACAACACCUCUACAGCCCCGCGCCACCUCUCUCGCACACCGGGGUCGCGGAGUACCAGCCGCCCCCCUACUUCCCGCCGCCCUACCAGCCUCUGGCAUACUCUCAAUCCACCGACCCCUACUCGCAUCUGGGAGAGGCUUACGCUGCAACCAUCAACCCCCUGCACCAGCCUGCGCCCACAGGCAGCCAGCAGCAGGCUUGGCCGGGUCGACAGAGCCAGGAGGGCGCUAGCCUGGCCCCGCACCACGGCCGUCCUGCUGGCCUGCUACCCCACAUUUCAGGGCUAGAAGGGGGCGCGGUGAGUGCCAGGCGGGAAGCCUACCGCCGAUCGGACCUGCUGCUGCCUCAUGCGCACGCCCUGGAAGCCGCCGGCCUGGCAGAGAACUUGGGGCUGCAUGACAUGGCCCACCCCAUUGAGGAGGUGCAGAAUGUGGACGAUCCGCACCUGCUUCUGCACGAUCAGACUGUGAUUCGCAAAGGACCCAUUUCAAUGACCAAGAACACUUUGGGCCUCCCCUGCCAGAAGGACAUGGUGGGAUCCGUCAUGAACCCCAGUGAGGUCUUCUGCUCUGUUCCUGGAAGACUGUCCCUGCUCAGCUCCACAUCUAAAUACAAAGUGACAGUGGCUGAGGUACAGAGGCGACUGUCACCACCCGAAUGCCUAAAUGCCUCGCUCCUGGGAGGUGUGCUCAGAAGAGCAAAAUCCAAAAACGGAGGCCGGUCCUUGCGGGAGAAGCUGGACAAGAUUGGGUUGAACCUUCCGGCCGGGAGGCGGAAAGCUGCCCACGUCACCCUGCUCACGUCUCUCGUGGAAGGCGAGGCCGUCCACCUGGCACGGGACUUUGCCUAUGUGUGUGAGGCUGAGUUUCCCAGUAAAGCAGUGGCUGACUAUUUAACCAGACCGCAUCUUGGGGGACGAAAUGAGAUGGCCACGAGGAAGAACAUGCUGCUGGCAGCACAGCAAGUGUGCAAAGAAUUCACAGACCUUCUCCAUCAAGACCGAACACCCAACGGGAACAACAGGCCCGCUCCAGUCUUGGAGACGAACAUACAGAACUGUCUGUCUCAUUUCAGCCUGAUAACUCAUGGCUUUGGCAGCCAGGCCAUCUGUGCAGCUGUAUCUGCGGUGCAGAAUUAUAUCAAGGAGGCUUUGAUAACCAUUGACAAGUCCUAUAUGAACCCAGGAGACCAGAGUCCUGCUGAUUCCAACAAGACCAUGGAGAAGAUGGAAAAGCACCGGAAAUAA